Loxodonta africana (African savanna elephant) is the source of this 4390-nucleotide messenger RNA. It is a transcript of the gene MAMDC4, whose product is annotated as MAM domain containing 4. NCBI's taxonomy places the organism in Eukaryota, Metazoa, Chordata, Mammalia, Proboscidea, Elephantidae. The coding region runs from base 1 to 4038 and encodes 1345 amino acids. Gene Ontology annotation, cellular component: membrane. The transcript has 28 exons. The record is from RefSeq and is a predicted model, not a curated record. Gene Ontology annotation, molecular function: protein binding.
AUGGAGGGCCCUCGGAGGAUCCAGUGCCUGUACCUGACAUUCGUUUGCCGUGGGUGGUCAGUGUACCCUCGGCAGGUAGCACCGGUCCAAAGGCUGGGUUCUGCGCUGGGCUCACUGGAGUCCUCAGCCAGCCCUUGUGCAGCGCUGUGUGACCUGCCUUGUACAGCUGGGCGUCUGAGGAGCAGGCAGGUGGGGUUGGACCCUGGCCGGGGCUCCCUGGGCAUUUAUAGCCGGAUGUGGGUGUUGAGCAGUGUCAGCAGGGGCGAUCGAGAGGGCAGGGGAGCCUCAGGCGUCUGUGGGGCCCAACUCCACACCACCCUGGCCCUGCUCAUGGGUGAGCUGUCGGCCCUCCACCUGGGCAGGGGCUCGCGGGCUCGGGGACUGGGCCUUACUGCCAGGAAGAGGCAGGAGCUCUGCCCUCCCACCUCUCCAAGACAAGGGGGCUGGAGGCAGACCUGGAGGGUGCCCUCCCAGGUCCCUGGGUGGGUGGCUGGGGAGGGAGACUUGGCCACCUACAGAUGCACCUUGGGGCCUUCCCACAGCCCCCAGCUCCUAACUUGGCAGCACUAUGGGGUCCUGCUGCCUUCCCCGGUCACGUCCCACGCCACCUGGCUCCCUCUGCCAGCAGGGUCCCUGGGCUGGGCCUGGGUCCCCAACUACUGUGGGAGCCCCUGGGAAGCCAUGUGCAACUUUGUGUGUGACUGCAUGGACUGCUGGGACGAGCUCCAGUGUGGUUUCCACGGGGCCGCUCCUGCCCUGGGCAUCCCAUUCACCUGUGACUUUGAGCAGGACUCUUGCGGCUGGCAGGACGUCAGCACCUCGGGCUACAGCUGGCUUCGGGACCGGGCAGGUGCCUCACUAGAGUGGCCUGGGGCACGCACGGACCACACUCUCGGCACUGACCUGGGCUGGUAUGUGGCUGUCGACACCCACCGCGGGAAGGAGGCGUCCACAGCAGCCCUGCGCUCACCCACCCUGCAUGAGGCUGCCGCCACCUGCCAGAUCAAGCUCUGGUUCCAUGCAGCCGCAGGAGAUAUGGCUGAACUGAGGCUGGAGCUGACCCAUGGCACCGAGACUCUGACCCUGUGGCGGAGCUCAGGGCCCUGGGGCCCCGGUUGGCAGGAGUUGGCAGUGGCCACAGGUCGCAUCCGGGGCGAUUUCCGGGUGAGCUGGGGGUGGCCUGGACAGGCGAUGCCCUCCUGGGCAGUGGGCGGUCAGGCUGGGCCGGGCUUAGGCCCUAAGGCUUUCUGCUUUCCUAAGGUCACCUUCUCUGCCACCCGAAAUGCCACCCACAGAGGCGCGGUGGCCUUGGACGAUGUGGAGUUCCAGAACUGUGGGCUGCCCACCCCCAGGGCCAGCUGCCCACUGGGUCAGCACCACUGCCGAAACAAGGCUUGCGUGGAGCCCCACCAGCUGUGCGACGGGGAGGACAACUGCGGGGACCGCUCGGAUGAGGACCCGGACACCUGCAGUCACCACACAGCCACUGACUUUGAGACGGGCCUGGGUCUGUGGAAUCAGUCAGAGGGGUGGUCCUGGGAUCACAGCACCGGAGGCCUCGAGCACCCCGCCUGGCCGCGCCGAGACCACAGCCAGAACAGUGCAAAGGGCUCCUUCCUGAUCUCCGUGGCCAAGCCCAGCGCCCCCGCCAUCCUCUCCAGCCCCGAGUUCCAAGCCUCUGGUACCUACCACUGCACGUUGGUCUUCUACUAUUACCUGCAUGGGUCUGAGGCUGGCAGCCUCCAGUUAUUCCUGCAGUCUCAGGACCCUGGGGCCCCCCAGACCCCCAUCCUGCUGCGGAGCCGCCGUGGGGACCUGGGGGACAUCUGGGUCCGUGACCAGGUGGACGUCCAGAGCAUGCACCCCUUCCGGAUCCUGCUGAUCGGGCAGACGGGCCCAGGGGGCGUCGUGGGCCUGGACGACCUCAUCCUGUCAGACCGCUGCGCCCCAGUACUGGAGCCAUCUGCCCUGCAGACGCUGCCCCCACAGCCCCAGGACUCCUGCGAGCCAGAACACCUCUCCUGUGGGGACCUGUGUGUGCCCCUCGAGCAGCUGUGUGACUUCCAGCAGCAAUGUGCAGGAGGAGAGGACGAACUGCAGUGCGGCACCACGGACUUUGAGUCCACAGCAGGGGGCUGGGAGGAUGCCAGCGUGGGGCAGCUGCAGUGGCAACGACUGGCGGCCCAGGAGAGUGGGAGCCCUGCCGGGCACUUCCUGUCCCUGCAGAAGGCCUGGGGGCAACUGGUGGCUGCAGCCAGCGUGCUCACGCCACCCCUGGGCCCCUCAGGCCCCGCCUGUGAGCUCCACAUGGCCUACUACUUCCAGAGUCACCCGCAAGAGAUCUCCUGUAACUUCGAGAGGGACAUGUGCGGCUGGCAUGCUGGUCACCUCGCAGGCACCCGUUGGCACAGGGUCAAGAGCAGCGGCCCUGGUUAUGACCACACUACUGGCCGGGGCCACUUCAUGCUCCUUGACCCCGCUGAGCCCCUGGCCCGAGGCCCCAGUGCCCAACUGCUCACCGGGUUCCAGAUGCCGGCAGGACCGACAGAGUGCCUGUCCUUCUGGUACCACCUCCACGGGCCCCAGAUUGGGACGCUGCUCCUGGCCAUGCGGCAGGAAGGGGCAGUGGAGAUGGCCCUGUGGUCACGCUCAGGCUCCCAUGGCAACCGGUGGCACCAGGCCUGGGCCACCCUCACCCACCAGCCUGGCUUCAAGUACCAGCUGCUGUUUGAGGGCCUGCGGGACGGCUUCCAGGGCACCAUGGGGUUAGACGAUGUCACCGUGCGGCCUGGUCCCUGCUGGGCCCCCAGGCGCUGCUCCUUUGAGGAUUCGGCCUGUGGCUUCUCCACGGGCGGCCAGGGCCUCUGGAGGCGCCAGACCAAUGCCACAGGCCAGGCUGUGCGGGGCCCCUGGGCAGAUCACACCACUGAGACACCACAAGGGCACUACAUGGUGGUGAACAUGAGCCCCCAGGCCCUGUCCCAUGGCCACGUGGCCACCCUGACCUCGGAGGAGCACGGGCCCCUGGCCCAGCCAGCCUGCCUGACUUUCUGGUAUCACCUGAGCCUCCAAAGCCCAGGCACUCUGAGGGUCCACGUGGAAGAGGGUGAGCGGCACCAGGUGCUCAGCAUCAGUGCUCAUGGCGGGCUGGCCUGGCGCUUGGGCAGCAUCGAUGUGCAGGCUGAGCGGGCCUGGAGGGUGGUGUUUGAGGCGGAGGCCGCGGGUGUGGAGCACGCGUACAUUGCGGUGGAUGAUCUGUUUCUUGAGGACGGGCCCUGCCCUCGGCCAGCAUCCUGUGACUUUGAGUCUGGCCUGUGUGGCUGGAGCCACCUGCCCUGGCCCAGCCUCGGCGGGUACAGCUGGGAUUGGAGCAGCGGGGCCACGCCCUCCCGGUACCUCCAGCCCUCCGUGGACCACACCCUGGGCACCGAGGCAGGCCACUUUGCCUUCUUUGAAACCAGCGUGCUGGGCCCAGGGGGCCGGGCAGCCUGGCUGCGCAGUGAGCCACUCCCUGCCACCGAGGGCUCCUGCCUCCGCUUCUGGUACCACAUGGGCUUCCCUGAGCACUUCUACAAGGGGGAGCUAAGAGUACUACUGAGCAGCGCCCGGGGGCAGCUGGCUGUUUGGGGUGCAGACCGGCAUCAGCGGCACCAGUGGCUGCAAGGCCAGGUGGAGGUGGCCAACCCUGAGGAGUUCCAGGUCAUAUUUGAAGCCACUCUGGGUGGCCAGCCGACCCUAGGACCCAUUGCCCUGGAUGACGUAGAGUUCCUGGCUGGGCAGCCCUGCCACGUGCCUGCACCCAGCCAGGGGGACAGGCCCGUGCCCGUGUCAGUGCCUGUCGUGGUCAGUGGCGCCCUCCUCUUCCUGCUGCUCCUGGGGCUGCUUGGACUUGUGGGGCGGCGCUGGCUCCAGAAGAGAGGGUGCUGCCCUUUAUUGGGACGCCGGGAGACUGGGGCAGCACCGCCAGGCUUCGACAAUGUUCUCUUCAAUGCGGACUGCGUCACGCUCCCUACACCGCCCAUCACCAGCGACCCGUAGCUGCUCGCGGACUUGCUCCUGCCUCUCCAGGAACAGCCCCAGGCCAAGUACAAUCAGCCUCAGGGACAGCUCUCAGGCCCUGGGGCUAUACCGGACAGUUCCCACUGGCCCCUCACCCCUGAGCCAGAGCCGACGGGAUCUGGAGGGGCCACGUAGCCGCCACCUCUAUCACCAGCCCAGGGUCCAUCUGAUCACCGGGGGGGAUGGUGGUCACACACCCCAGAAAUAAACAGCCUGUGCGGUCCCCACUUCUGGCUCGCGGACUGUGGUUACUUCGCCCAUUCCCUCUCUGGCCCCCGCAGAGCUGGCAGGCUCUCAGGAGUGACCUCACACCCCUAACUCAGGAGACAGA